UAGAGAGGGAGGCAUACUUUUUGAAUUGCCUGUGGCCACCUCCGGCGAGGAAUGGCGGUAACGGUGAGAGUGAUCGGAGCUUGAAGAGGUGGCGUUCCGGGGCGUUUUUUAAGAGUGCCAAUUUAGAAGAAUAGAAAAAUGGCUGACAAUAGUGUGUUAACAUCCACUUCUGGGAGUUCAAACUUAGCAGACUCUUCCAUUUGUGAUUCUAAAGUUACUGAAACUUGUAAGGAAAACUUAUUUAUUGGACCUACUUCAUAUGUUGAAGAAGAAAUGCCUCAGGUUGAAACAAGAGUGAUAUUGGUUCAAGAAGCUGGAAAUCAAGAAGAACUUGUAGAAGCCUUAAAGACUAUUAAAAUAAUGGAUGUCCCUGUAAUAAUAAAAGAAAGUUGUCCUGGAAAAUCGGAUGAAAAAUUAAUAAAAAGUGUUGUUAAUAUGGAAAUUAAAGUGCCUUUUGUAAAGAUGGAGUCAGUGGAAGAAUAUGAAAGUUUGGAUUCUCCAGAAUUUGAAAAUGUGUUCAUAGUCAUGGACUUCCAGGAUCCUGUGUUUAAUGAAUUAUAUAAGACUGAUUCUAGAGUUAUUGGACCACCUGUCGUAUUAAACUGUGCACAAAAAGGAAAGCCUUUGCCAUUUUCAUGUCGUCCACUCUAUUGUACAAGCAUGAUGAAUCUGGUACUAUGCUUUACUGGAUUCAGGAAGAAAGAAGAAUUAGUCAGAUUGGUGACAUUGGUUCAUCACAUGGGUGGAGUUAUUCGAAAAGACUUUAAUUCCAAAGUUACACAUCUGGUGGCAAAUUGUACUCAUGGAGAAAAAUUCAGGAUUGCUGUGAGCCUGGGUACUCCAAUUAUGAAGCCAGAAUGGAUUUAUAAAGCUUGGGAAAGACGAAAUGAACAGGAUUUCUGUGCAUCAGUUGAUGAUUUUAGAAAUGAAUUUAAAGUUCCUCCAUUUCAAGAUUGCAUUUUAAGUUUCCUUGGAUUUUCAGAUGAAGAAAAAACUAAUAUGGAAGAAAUGACUGAAAUGCAAGGAGGUAGAUACUUACCGGUUGGGGAUGAAAGGUGCACUCACCUUAUAGUUGAAGAGAAUAUAGUAAAAGAACUUCCAUUCGAACCUUCUAAGAAACUUUACGUUGUCAAGCAAGAGUGGUUCUGGGGAAGCAUUCAAAUGGAUGCCCGAGCUGGGGAAACUAUGUAUUUAUAUGAAAAGGCUAAUACACCUGAGCUCAAGAAAUCAGUGUCACUGCUUUCUCUAAAUACUCCAAACAGCAAUCGCAAAAGACGUCGUUUGAAAGAGACACUGGCUCAGCUUUCAAGAGAGUCAGACCUGUCAUCCUUUCCUCCCCGUAAGCGCCCAUCAGCUGAACAUUCCCUUUCUAUAGGGUCACUCCUAGACAUCUCCAACACACCAGACUCUAGCAUUAACUAUGGAGAAACACCAAAGUCUUCUACAAAGUCUUCCAAAAAUUCCACUCCUGUUCCUUCCAAGCAGUCAGCUAGGUGGCAAGUUGCAAAAGAGCUUUAUCAGACUGAAAGUAAUUAUGUAAAUAUAUUGGCCACAAUUAUUCAGUUAUUUCAGGUACCAUUAGAAGAAGAAGGACAACGUGGUGGGCCUAUCCUUGCACCGGAAGAGAUUAAGACUAUUUUUGGGAGUAUACCAGAUAUCUUUGAUGUGCACAGUAAGAUAAAGGAUGAUCUUGAAGAUCUUAUUGUUAAUUGGGAUGAGAGCAAAAGCAUUGGUGAUAUCUUUCUUAAAUAUUCAAAAGAUUUGGUAAAAACCUACCCUCCCUUUGUAAACUUCUUUGAAAUGAGCAAGGAAACAAUUAUUAAAUGUGAAAAACAAAAACCAAGAUUUCAUGCUUUUCUGAAGAUAAACCAAGCUAAACCAGAGUGCGGACGGCAAAGCCUUGUUGAACUCCUCAUCCGACCAGUACAGAGGUUACCCAGUGUUGCGUUACUUCUGAAUGACCUUAAGAAGCAUACAGCUGAGGAAAAUCCUGACAAAAGCACUCUAGAAAAUGCUAUUGAAUCACUAAGGGAAGUAAUGACACAUAUUAAUGAGGAUAAGAGAAAAACUGAAGCUCAAAAGCAAAUUUUUGAUGUUGUUUAUGAAGUAGAUGGAUGCCCAGCUAAUCUUUUAUCUUCUCACCGAAGCUUAGUCCAGCGAGUUGAAACAAUUUCUCUAGGUGAGCACCCCUGUGACAGAGGAGAACAAGUAACUCUCUUCCUCUUCAACGAUUGCCUGGAGAUAGCAAGGAAACGCCACAAGGUUAUUGGCACUUUUAGGAGUCCUCAUGGCCAUACCCGACCCCCAGCCUCUCUUAAACAUAUUCAUCUAAUGCCUCUUUCUCAAAUUAAGAAAGUGCUGGACAUAAGAGAGACUGAAGAUUGCCAUAAUGCUUUUGCCUUGCUGGUGAGGCCACCAACAGAACAGGCAAAUGUGCUGCUCAGUUUCCAGAUGACAUCAGAGGAACUUCCAAAAGAAAACUGGCUAAAGAUGCUGUGUCGACAUGUAGCCAACACCAUUUGUAAAGCAGAUACUGAAAAUCUUAUUUAUACUGCUGAUCCAGAAACCCUUGAAGUGAAUACAAAAGAUAUGGAUAGUACAUUGAGCAGAGCAUCCAGAGCAAUAAAAAAGACUUCAAAAAAGGUUACAAGAGCAUUCUCUUUCUCCAAAACUCCGAGAAGAGCUCUCCGAAGGACUCUUAUGCCGUCGCAAAGUUCAGUGGAGGGAAGGAGUCCUCACAGCAGUGACAAGCAGGCACUGAGUCGUCUGCCUAGCACAUCAUCAUUAGCAAUUAUCCAUUCAGUUUCCAAAAGCAAUAAAAUUGGAUUUACUAAGCAUGUUUAUGCUCAGCGCUCAAACUCUACUGGUGGGCGCUCUCAAAAGUCCUGGUUUACAUCUGUACGUCAUUCUGCCUCACGAGCUAGUUUGUCAGAGACACUAAAAGGAAAUACUGGUUUUUCAAAUUUCAAAAAAGUUCUAUCCAACUCGUCUUUGAUAUUUGUGAAGAAUUAGGAGAUAUGCCAACCAGUUAUGGAAACAAGCCCCAUGAAGUUUAAUGGUAUCCCAUCACCCUCCCUUGUCAGCCUUCCUUCCUUCUUUGAAAGGAGAAGUUAUGCUUUAAGUAGAUCUACA
Molecule: messenger RNA, 3132 nt
Organism: Artibeus jamaicensis (Jamaican fruit-eating bat)
Lineage: Eukaryota; Metazoa; Chordata; Mammalia; Chiroptera; Phyllostomidae
Gene: ECT2
Product: epithelial cell transforming 2
Biological process (GO): mitotic cytokinesis; activation of GTPase activity; regulation of cytokinesis, actomyosin contractile ring assembly
Cellular component (GO): nucleus; cell cortex
Molecular function (GO): GTPase activator activity; guanyl-nucleotide exchange factor activity
Source: RefSeq, a predicted model, not a curated record